Oncorhynchus tshawytscha (Chinook salmon) is the source of this 2974-nucleotide messenger RNA. RefSeq names its product palmitoyltransferase ZDHHC14. The record is from RefSeq and is a predicted model, not a curated record. Gene Ontology annotation, cellular component: Golgi apparatus; endoplasmic reticulum. The transcript has 10 exons. Gene Ontology annotation, biological process: peptidyl-L-cysteine S-palmitoylation; protein targeting to membrane. Gene Ontology annotation, molecular function: protein-cysteine S-palmitoyltransferase activity. The coding region runs from base 565 to 2064 and encodes 499 amino acids. NCBI's taxonomy places the organism in Eukaryota, Metazoa, Chordata, Actinopteri, Salmoniformes, Salmonidae.
CGUCUGUGGUAACGUUUUCUUGUUGCAAUGAGCAGCGCAACGUGAGGGUGGCAGCAGUGGGAAUACUUUCCCAACAAUAUAGCAAACACAGUGUGUGAUAUCGAUGUUUCAGCAGCCUGUCUCGGAAUAGUGUAUCGCGCAAGCGAAGGAGUACGUGGCACAAUGAUCGGAAUAUCCUCAGAUUUGGGAUGUCUGUAGCUAGCUGGAAGAAGCGAUCUUUCGUACUGCGCGCAACGACUACCCAAGAGAGCCAGGAUGGAGCAUAUCUUCUAAACAUCCCUCGCGCUAUCUGCUGCGGUUAAAGUGGUGUGGCGUGGGACCGAUGACCGUUCUAUACACUGACUAUCUAUGAAUGAAGCGUUUGGUGUUUUCAGACCAGGCAUAAACGUAUUGUAAUUCAGAGAGAAAGGAUGAUAUUGGUUUCGACUGCAGUUCGCAACAAACCCGGAUACAAGAGCGGAAAAAAGUGCCGUACCACAAGCAGUGUCGACUUACUUUGCGGCGCUUGUACCCCCUGGCCCUGGACUGCUUCAACUGUUGGGGGAUCUCACUGAGUGACCAUUGAUGCUGCAUCUCAGGGUUGCUGAGCCUAUGCGAGAGUGCGAGUACAGCCAGAUCAGCACUCGCAGCUCGACCCCGAUGGAGACUCCAUACAAGAAGAGGAUCCCAAAGAGGAGGAAAUGGCAAGCCUUCCCAGGGCGGAAUAAAUUUUACUGCAAUGGGAGGAUCAUGAUGGCCAGGCAGACAGGGGUCUUCUACCUUACCCUUGUCCUAAUUCUCGUCACAAGCGGACUCUUCUUCGCUUUUGACUGUCCGUUCCUGUCGAUGCAGAUCACCCCAGCCAUCCCAGUGAUAGGGGGGGUGCUGUUUGUCUUUGUGCUGGGGACUCUCUUCAGGACCAGCUUCAGUGACCCAGGGGUCCUGCCCCGAGCAACACCUGAUGAAGCUGCUGACCUGGAGAGACAGAUCGAUGUAGCCAACGGUUCUAGUUCGGGUUACCGGCCGCCCCCCAGGACGAGAGAGGUGGUCAUCAAUGGGCAGACGGUCAAGCUCAAGUACUGCUUCACCUGUAAGAUCUUCAGACCACCGCGUGCCUCUCACUGCAGCCUUUGUGACAACUGUGUCGAGCGUUUUGACCACCACUGUCCCUGGGUGGGGAACUGUGUUGGGAAGAGGAACUACCGUUUCUUCUACAUGUUCAUCCUCUCCCUCUCCUUCCUCACAAUCUUCAUCUUCGCCUUUGUCAUCACACACGUCAUCCUGCGAUCCCAUCGAUAUGGGUUCCUCAACACACUCAAAGACAGUCCUGCCAGUGUGCUGGAGGUGGUGGUGUGUUUCUUCUCUGUCUGGUCCAUAGUGGGCCUCUCUGGAUUCCACACGUACCUGAUCAGUUCCAACCAGACCACAAACGAAGAUAUCAAAGGGUCGUGGUCGUCUAAAAGAGGGAAAGGCAAUUAUAACCCUUACAGCUACGGAAACAUAUUCACCAACUGCUGUGCAGCGCUGUGUGGACCCUUACCACCCAGUCUCAUCGACAGAAGAGGCUUUGUCCAAUUGGACACGCCGCAGCCCAUCACGCCAACCAAUGGCAUCACCAUGUACGGAUCCACCCAAUCACAGAGCCACAUGUGUGAUCAAGCCCAGUGCAUUCAGAGCACCAAAUUCGUUUUGCAGGCUGCUGCCACACCCCUGCUGCAGAGUGAGCCAGUCAUCCUCACAGACGAGGCGUUUCUACCAGGCAGAACAUCAUUAGGGGGUCCCUGCUCUGGAGCCCUGCCGCUGGGGGGUCAUCCGACACCACCUACCUCCACCCCCAACCUCAGCUGUGACAACGACAUGCUGCCUCUCCGGAACGAGCAAAGCGACGGGCUACGACACCACCACACGGACGGGGGCCACCACCACUUCCUCACGCCUGAGGAAGCUCCCUCGCCACCGGGCAUGCUCCCCUGCGGCAGUCCCCUGGGACACAGCCACACCAUACAGGGCUUCUACAAUCCAGCUAGCCAGGACUCUCUACACGAGGACUCUGUCAGAGGCCUGGUCAAACUCAGCUCUGUCUGACAGGGGGUUCACUCAAACAUCCCUCUGUCCCCCAAAACGCUCCUCCCUUCCAUCCACACCUGUGCCAAACAGUGGGUCGCCCCAACCCUGAAUGUCUGUAACCAAUAUCCUCUCCGUCCACUAAAAUCACAGGACUUCAGCCUCUAAAAGACUGUGGUACUAUUUGGGAGCAGAACUGACCUGAACUGGGACCUUCCCUCCUCAGCCAACAACUUGCCAAACCUCUGCAUCAUAAUGAGGGUUGUUGCUGGUGAAGGGCCCAGGGGACUGUGCCAUAUUAUAAACAGUCACAAAUGUACUGUUUUCUACUGAAGCAUAGUCUACUCUCCUGGGAGGGGGACAAAGGAUAGGAUUUGAGGAGGAAAACAGAAGUGGUAGGUGUAUGGCUGUCUGUCAGCUAUUUUAAAGUCUAAAAAAGUGUUGUGACAGCUGUUCCUAAAUAUGUUAAAGAAAAGCUGCUUUAUUUCUGUCAUGAAUCACGAUUCUGGCAUUUUCUUUUUUUGUACAACGGACUGUGGCCUACUUGUUGAUCACUAAUGGACAGUGUCAGCCUUUCUGAGGAGAUUCCGGUUGAUAGUCGACAGUGCAAUCAGUAAACAAGAGUUAGUAUCAUCAUGUUGCUAGCCUUAGUGGAGUUGCCAACGACCGGAUGUGUCCGGUUUUCAGGGAUAAAGCUAAUUCACCCUAGCUUCCUUUUCCGCUGAAAACCGGAUGUGGAAACUCCGCUCAGGCAUUUUCUUUUAUGCCUGCUGCGUUAGGUUAUCAUGUUGCAUAUCAUAAUUCAUUUCUUAUUUUUAAAUUACAUGUUAAAAAGAUUUGGUAUUGUGUUGUGCCAUACUAAGUUUUUUUUUUCUUUUCUCACAUUAUACUUCCUGUGGAUAUAUUAAUAAAAUCACAUAUUUUUAAGGUA